This is a messenger RNA of Scatophagus argus, 1742 nucleotides long. It is a transcript of the gene ogfod3, whose product is annotated as urotensin-2 receptor 2. The transcript is spliced from 9 exons. Gene Ontology annotation, molecular function: L-ascorbic acid binding; oxidoreductase activity, acting on paired donors, with incorporation or reduction of molecular oxygen; iron ion binding. Gene Ontology annotation, cellular component: membrane. Lineage: Eukaryota; Metazoa; Chordata; Actinopteri; Scatophagidae. The coding region runs from base 130 to 1080 and encodes 316 amino acids. The record is from RefSeq and is a predicted model, not a curated record.
CGGAAGUGAAGAGAGUUUCAGGUGGUGAUACAAGCUGUUGGCGGGUGUGAACAGCAUGGUUAGUCAAAGCAAGCAAAACAGUGUGUGACGGUAUUUUGUACAUGCCACAUAGCAGACGUUUGAGUCGACAUGGCGCAGCUGCGACAGAGAAGUGCGCAGGGGGCGAAUGCCACUGAGAUAGAGAAGAAAAUUAAAAGAGGUAAUGCGUUGCGGCAGGGAUCUACGUGGAAGGGGUCCCGAGGAACUGUGGCCUUGCUGUUGGUCGCCCUGUCUGUGUGCGGGGCGGCUUUGUGGCUGUACACGACCUCUCUGGACAGCGACAUCACAGAAACACUGGUCAGCCAAGGUGAGCUGGUCUCUCCUCAGCCCAGAGUCUACACCGUCCAAUGCUCUGAAGACUACAAGAACUUCAAACGCUAUCCAGGUUGCACCCCUCAGAAGUGUGGCCGUGCAGUUACAGACAGCGUGGUGACGAGGGAGGAAGCUCAGGUCCUCAGGAGGCUGGCUGAGAGAGGGCUGGCGUUGGCUGGGUCUGAGGGAGGAGCUUCCAUACUGGACCUGCACUCUGGAGCACUGUCAAUGGGAAAACAAUUUGUCAACAUCUACAGGUAUUUUGGGGAUCAGAUUGCGAGUGUGUUCACAAAAGAGGAUUUCCAGCUUUACAGAGAUGUACGGGGGCGAAUCCAGGCAGUUAUUGCUGAGACGUUUGGUUUGGACCCGACUCUAAUGUACCUCACCAAGCCCACCUUCUUCUCCAGAAUCAACAGCACAGCAGCCAAGACCCAGCAUGAUGAGUACUGGCACCCACACAUAGAUAAGGUAACUUAUGGCUCUUUUGACUACACCUCACUCCUCUAUCUCUCUGACUACGGCUCCGACUUUACUGGGGGAAGAUUUGUCUUCAUGGACCAAAAUGGCAACCGGACGGUGGAACCACGGGCAGGACGAGUCUCUUUCUUCUCUUCUGGCUCGGAGAACCUCCACCGUGUGGAGAAGGUGACGUGGGGGACGCGCUACGCCAUCACCGUGUCCUUCACCUGUGACCCGGCACACGCCAUCUCUGACCCCACCCUGCCCUGAGGCACCCACAGGUGACGCCGUUGCCCACUGGCUCGGACGAGCCCUGCAAUGAAAAGAUGGAGCAAAGGGUAGAGACGAGGAAUGUAUUACAGUGGUGUACUUUAGCUGCACCGUCAAUAUUUGUAAUUUUAUUUUAUUUUCAGAUAUUGACUUGCUGCCCCUCACUGAUACAGGACACUGGCCCCUCCCUUCUGGAGAUGUGUUUUUCUCAUUCUUUCACUGACCCUUGUAUUUUUAUCCAAUUUUCCUACAAUAAUUCCUUUUUUUAUUGCCCCUUUAUAACUGCUAGUAUUAGGUGUGUUUCACAAUCUGUUCCUCUUGACCGCUGGGAGAGACAGCUUGAGCAGAGAUUGCCUCUCGACUGAAACUGUUUCAAAGAGGCUAAAGUGGGAUUGGGUGUUUUCUGGGUGUCUCGGUGCGUUUUUCAUUUUAACGAGAGCUAUGAAUUCCUUGCAGAACAGAUAAAAAUCUGACUCACCUAUUGAAUCAACCUUUCAUCACUAAAUCCCCACUCAUACUUGCCCUCAUCCAUGACCUCGGAGGUAUUUUCUUCUGAGAAGAACCCUCUCCUUGUUCAAGAGUGAUUGCUUCUUCUACUAUGUUACCAUUUAACUUCAGCCCGGUCGGUGAGGAGGGAUUUAAAUAAAAUACUUCCGAAAAAG